AUGAACAACGGAAACAUAGACCUGAUCAACCUCCUUGACCACGGAGCCAAUGUCAACAGUGCACCAUCAGAGUAUGGCGGGGCCACCGCAUUACAGAUUGCCGCCAUUCAAGGCUACCUAGGAAUUGCUCGCAAGCUCAUCGACCUAGACGCAGACGUUAAUGCUGCUCCUGCACGACUCAAUGGCAGAACAGCUUUGGAGGGAGCGGCAGAGCACGGUCGAAUUGACAUGCUUCGGCUACUCCUUGACGAAGGAGCAUCGCUGGUAGGCAAUUAUGGUGAACGGCAAUAUUGGCGUGCCGUGGAAUUGGCUGAGGGAAAUGGGCAUAUGGCGGCUGCGAAGCUUUUGACAUCGUUCAAGGAUAAGGUGGAAGAAAGUGGCAAUUGGAAUUGA
This is a messenger RNA of Aspergillus luchuensis, 393 nucleotides long. RefSeq lists its product as uncharacterized. Lineage: Eukaryota; Fungi; Ascomycota; Eurotiomycetes; Eurotiales; Aspergillaceae. The coding region runs from base 1 to 393 and encodes 130 amino acids. The record is from RefSeq and is a predicted model, not a curated record. The transcript has a single exon. Gene Ontology annotation, molecular function: protein binding.